Messenger RNA from Phasianus colchicus (ring-necked pheasant), 1121 nucleotides. Lineage: Eukaryota; Metazoa; Chordata; Aves; Galliformes; Phasianidae. The record is from RefSeq and is a predicted model, not a curated record.
UUCUAUGGGUCUCUAUGGGGCGCUAUGGGGCUCUGUGUGUCUCUAUGGGGUUUCUAUGGGUCCCCACGCGUCCCCCCGGUGUCGCCGCGUUUCCCGGCGCCGUCCCGCCGUUCAUUAAAGCCGUUUCUGACCCCCGCCGCCUCCCGCCUGCGUCGCUCGCCGCCCGUGACGUCACACGGCGCCCGCGACGCAGCUCGAUGACGUCACGCGUCGCCGCCGGACCUCGCCGCGCUCUGUUGCCGGGCAACCGCCGCCAUCUUGCCUCCUCCCCCGUUGCCGGGCAACCGCCGCCAUCUUGCCUCCUCCCCCGUUGCCAGGCAACCGGCGCCAUCUUGUCGCCGCCCCGUUGCCAGGCAACCGCUGCCAUCUUGUCGCCGCCCCAUUGCCAGGCAACCGCUGCCAUCUUGUCGCCGCCCCGUUGCCGGGCAACCGCCGCCAUCUUGUCGCCGCCCCGUUGCCGGGCAACCGGCGCCAUCUUGUCACCGCCCCCGCGGCCGUUCCCGCAGCGCGCAUGCCCGCGGGCCGCGCUCCCAUUGGCCGUUUCAAACGGCGGCGGCGCGGGAGCGAUGGCGGCGGCGGAGGAGAGCGCCCCCCGGCGCCUGCAGGUCUUUGCCCGCCUUCGCCCGCCGCCCCCCGGCCAGCAGCUCUGCCUGCGCCCCACGGCGCCACACGGCCUGCAGCUCCUGCAUGGCGCGGGCAGGGAGCCCAGCAACUUCCGGCUGGACGCCGUUUUCGGGCCGCUGUGCCCCACAGCUGCCGUUUAUUCGGGGUCUUUGGGGCCGCUGCUGCCCCAGCUGUUGGCCGGGACGGAGCUCACCCUGCUCUGCUAUGGGGCCAGCGGCGCCGGUGAGUAGGGGGGCACCCUAUAAGUGGGGGUCACCCCAAAGGUGGGGGCACCAUGACUAUGGGGGCACCCUAUAAGUGGGGGUCACCCUAUAAAUGGGGGUCACCCCAAAGAUGGGGGCAGUGCACCUGUGGUUCACCCUAUAAAUGGGCAUCACCCCAAAGGUGGGGGCAGUGCACCUAUGGGAUCAUCCUAUAAGUGGGGGUCACCCUAAAUACGGGGGCACAGCACCUAUGGGGUCACCCUAUAAGUGGGGGCACCCCAAAGAUGGGGGCGG